CCAUCUCAAAAUUGGCGCUUGGCACAGAUGAGUGGAAACUCGGAUGGGAAUAAGGAGUUCCACGAGCAGCUCCGGUUGGAACAGCUGUAUGGGCGGAAAGAGGGAGAUGGAGAUGAUCCGUAUACGUACGUGGACCCAGUGGACGGGACCGUGUACGACUGGGAUCAUGAUAAGAAAGCAUGGUUUCCUAAGAUAACCGAGGACUUUUUGGCUGCGUAUCAAGCCAAUUAUGGGUUCAGUGAGGAAGGGGCCGCUGAACCAGCUGCUUCAGGCACGCCCAGUAAGACCUCAGCUCAGCCUGAGGAGAGCAAGAAGCCGGAGGGCAACCCCGACGCAGACAAGCCUAAAGAGGCCAAACAGAAAGGAGAGAAAAGAAAAGCAGACCCAGGUUGGUUUGACGUCGAACAAGACAAAAACACUAAUGUGUAUGUGUCAGGCCUUCCACCGGACAUAACACCCGAGGAGUUUGUGGAAGUCAUGUCUAAAUGCGGCAUCAUAAUGCGAGACCCCGUCACAGAGGAGUACAAAAUCAAACUCUAUAAGGACAAAGAGGGAAACCAAAAAGGCGACGGGCUCUGCUGCUACCUCAAGAGGGAGUCUGUGGCCCUUGCGGCGCGUCUGCUGGACGAGUCGGAAAUCAGGGGCUACCAGCUGCACGUGGAGGCGGCACGCUUUGAGCUCAAGGGUCAAUACGACGCAAGCAAGAAAAAGAAAAAGAGCAAGGAAUACCGCAAGAGGAUGCAGCAGCAACACAAGCAGCUGGACUGGAGGCCGGAGAAGAAGGGGGAGGCCCGUAAGAGACACGAGCGCGUGAUCAUCAUUAAGAACAUGUUCCACCCCAAAGACUUCGAGGAAGAUCCCCUGGUGCUGAAUGAGUAUCGUGAAGACCUCCGCACAGAGUGUGAAAAGUUUGGGCAAGUGAAGAAGGUCAUCAUAUUUGAUAGACACCCUGACGGAGUGGCAUCAGUGGCAUUCAAAGAGCCUGAGGAAGCAGACAUGUGCCAGGUGGCAUUAAACGGGCGCUGGUUCGGGGGAAGGAAGCUGAGUGCAGAGUUGUGGGAUGGCGCGACUGAUUACCAGAUUGAGGAGACGGCCCGUGAGCGGGAGGAGAGGCUGAAAGGUUGGUCAGCGUUUCUCGGCGACGAGGCAGGGAAACAAAACUCCGCUAAAGCCAGCGGAACGGACGGCACGGCGGAGAAAACCUCCACGGAAGAGCCCUCCAGCCAGGCAGCCACGGAGGCCUCCUCCAGCCAGGCAGCCACGGAGGCCUCCUCCAGCCAGCCGUCAGAGCACGGGACGGAGCAGACCCACGCGCAGGGGCACGUGGGAGGGGAAAGAACAGAGGAGACCCCAGGAGCGGAAGCGGACGAGGCUGCUUUGGAUUCAACCGACAGCAGCCUGGCAGGGAGCGAUGAGGACGAGGCAUAGACUUAAUGAAACACAUCGUCCUGGCUGCGUUAAAGCUCCGCCUACUCCUAACUGUGUCUUUGUG
Chanos chanos (milkfish) is the source of this 1492-nucleotide messenger RNA. RefSeq names its product HIV-1 Tat specific factor 1 (gene htatsf1). Bases 28 to 1428 code for a protein of 466 amino acids. The record is from RefSeq and is a predicted model, not a curated record. NCBI's taxonomy places the organism in Eukaryota, Metazoa, Chordata, Actinopteri, Gonorynchiformes, Chanidae. Gene Ontology annotation, biological process: mRNA splicing, via spliceosome. Gene Ontology annotation, molecular function: RNA binding. The transcript has 10 exons. Gene Ontology annotation, cellular component: U2-type spliceosomal complex; U2 snRNP.